Molecule: messenger RNA, 1951 nt
Organism: Diprion similis
Lineage: Eukaryota; Metazoa; Arthropoda; Insecta; Hymenoptera; Diprionidae
Exons: 6
Coding region: 371-1369 (332 amino acids)
Molecular function (GO): protein binding
Source: RefSeq, a predicted model, not a curated record
AGUCCGACAGCAGUUACAUUGCCAUGAUUUUAUCAUGUUGGCUGCCUGGGCCUUGCAGCUCGGUUCGAUUACCAAUGUUCCAUGGACUCAAGCAGUUUGCGUAAUUAAUCUUCGAGGAAUUAUCUGCGUGAGGUCCGACGGUGUUUAGUGAAUCAGAAGUCCGUGGCUCAAAUCUUCAAUUCCACACGAUGAGUUCUAAUGUGCGGACUUCGAACAGCCGUGUUAUGAUUCUCUUUGCGCAGACUGAGCGAGAUACUUGAUACGGGAGUGAUGAUAAAUAAUAUAACGUUCUGCAGAGUUUGCAUUCUACCGAUUCUACUAACGAAGCGUAGCAAGAAAUUCGCCUUUGACUCUAGCAUCUCGACGCAAAAUGCAGCAACAGGGAACUCCAAAGUUCCUUAAAUUCCACCAGAGCAGCGUCAGGAGCGUUGCAUUCAGCCCACGGGACAGAUAUUUGUUCUGCUCUGGUGGAUACGAUGGGAAAGUCAAUCUCUAUUCCGCGCUACGUAUGGAGCUUCUUAUGUGUUACCAGAUUACGAGGAUGACACUAGCCAAAAAUAUCAAUGCAGUUCGGUUCACUUCUGAUGGCUCCAGGAUACUGGCUGCAACAACCGCAAGGAGGCUGGUGGUAGUCGAUGUUGAGAGAGGUGAACAACUCUUAGCAUACGACAACUCCGCUUUCAGUGGCAGAGAUAGAACUGGGUUGGCUACCGAUCCAUCUGGGCCAAAUAUAGCAGUCGCAGUUUCUGUCAAUGGCAAAGGGCUGACUCUGUUGGACCUGAGGAUGCCUUUACCUCUAGAUUAUAUUCAUGAUUUACAUGGCUCGGUGAUCAGGGAUGUUUGCUUUUUACACUCCUCGUGGCCUUGGCAGAGUUCUAUUCUCACCGGUGGUACCGAUGGUACGUGCAAAGUAUCGUCGCUGGAUGGUCGAGUACUGCAUGCAUUUCAAACUGGCCAUACAGUCAAUUCAGUCUGCGUCACUCCUGAACGAUUCAGUCGAGGUUCUGAAGAUGGAUUUUACAGCUUAGUCAUGAGCGGGGGUGACCUUAUUUCGGCAUACGUACCAGACACUGGGAUACAGGAGCACCUGAAGGAACACAAGGACUUCCCUGUAUGGAAACUCAGAUACACAUCGAAUGGAAGUACGUUGUAUUCCGUGUGUGACGGUGGUAUUUUACGAAAAUAUAGACGAUAUCCAGAUCAUCAUGAGUACCUUGGCGAAGUCUAUCGUCACAAGGGUGACAUUCAGGACUUCGAUCUGUCUUCUUACGACGAAUACAUAGUGACCGCAUCAAAAGAUCGCAGUGUUGGCGUGCUUCUGCUGGGUCCACCUAACCACGGUUUUACCGAAUAUAUGGAGCUUACAUGAUGAUACAAGCGAUCUCAAUCCGUCCUGAAAUUUUUUUCAUCAAUGCCUUACAGCUGAACAAUUAUUAUGGUGCUGUUGGAAAUUCUGAAUUUUAAAUCCAGUGAAGAUAAGGCAAUGCUAAGAAUCCUAGAUUAUUCAAUUCUUAUGAAGGCCUAUAUAUACAACGACAAUUCGUACGUGUAAUACGUUCGUAACAUUGUACGUAAUGUAAUGUAACCAUAAGUGUUACAAGUUUUUGCUACAUUGCCGCUUUUGUGAAUUUGUCCAAAACUAAAAUUUCAUUUCGUCAAUUUCGUCCACCUCUAGUAGCGUGGCUUAUUUCUCGAGAGAAGCACAGAAUAUUUAUUGCUCGCUGGAACCUAAGACCUAAACUGUGUCAAACUCUUCAUAAUCACACUAGCAAUCAAAUCUCGUUUAAGUCUUCUGAAAUUCGUUAUUGAAUAUUCGUACAAUUUAUUUUCGGCGAUCAAUAUUGAAAUGCCAAGCUAAGUUUGAAUGAUUUUGUACAGCUCGUAGCUUCAGCAAUAAAUUCAAAUUCUUCAAUUUUACCGAUGAUUCGCGAAUGUCGAAAUGAUUCAUCCA